UGAUCAGUUGUGUCCAAUCACAGCUGAUCACAUAGCACUGAUGAUCAGUGUGCCUUGAUGAUCUGUGUAGCCCCAGCAUUGCCACCUGUCAGUGUCCAUCAGUGCCAGCUGUCAGUGCUCAUCCAUGCCACCUGCAAGUGCCCAUCAGUGCCACGUUUCAGUGCCUACUAGUGCACAUCAAUGCCACAUAUCAGUGCCCAUCUGAGCUGCCUUUCAGUGUCACCCAUCAGUGCCAGUCAGUGCCACCUAUCAAUGCCAGUCAGUGCCACCUAUCAGUGCCACCUAUCAGUGCUGCCAAUCAGUGCCACCUAUCAGUGCCAGUCAGUG
Molecule: messenger RNA, 327 nt
Organism: Staurois parvus
Lineage: Eukaryota; Metazoa; Chordata; Amphibia; Anura; Ranidae
Source: the annotation of a GenBank genome assembly